Messenger RNA from Trichobilharzia regenti, 4097 nucleotides. The record is from the annotation of a GenBank genome assembly. NCBI's taxonomy places the organism in Eukaryota, Metazoa, Platyhelminthes, Trematoda, Strigeidida, Schistosomatidae.
UUUACACUUCUGUGUUUAAGUUCAAAUCCUAUGACCUUGAUGUCACCUUAGGUCACCUUUAUUAUUCCACUUAUCUCAACCUAUAUUGUCUACACUACAACCUAUUAUUAUUAUUACUAUUCUGCUUUUAUGACUACACCGAAUGACCAACGGGAGUUAGGUCAAACUCCAUUCACGACAGCAAUACAGUCCUAACAUACUGCAUACUACAAACCACAUCUUGACCAAUCCCCGCACCAGUCCUCUUAGAGUCUACCAGAGCUAAAGCAGUCGAGUGGUGGGACUUACUACGCAGAAGCUCAUCAAAGAUCUGGAACCUCUACCUCACAAUCAAGAAGCGAGCUCAAAGAAAUCACUGGUUUAUACUAGCUCGUAAUCAGGAUAUUGGAUACUGAUGUCAGGAUAGUGGUUACAACCCUACAGAAUGCAUUUUAAAAAUUGUUUCGCACGUUGCAACCAGUAACAUAUACGGUGACUUCCAGAUUCACAGAAAGUGUAUGGAUAUUGGACAAAUAUCUUGUUUGUGACACUGGAUCACUAAUGUUAAUGGAUUUAUUUCUCUUGGAUUUAUCUGUUUGGGAUGUCCAUCUAUCCAGUUCACUGAGCAUACAAAAAUUAUGGGCUAUCGUCAAGUUUGCUAACUUUAAACCUUUUGAGUUAUUUCAUGAGCCAAAAUAUAUCGAGCCAUACCAACCUUAUAGGGUAUUAGGAUUAAAGAGUGCAGUUACCAGUCCAAUUAGUGAAUCCAAAAUGGCACCGAAUGCGAUCCACUUUCGAACUAAACCGCAAACUAAUUUAAAUGCAUAACCAAUUUAAACUUGUUUAUGAGUUAGUCAAGAAUUUCAUAGUCUUUCAUUAUUUGUAAUGUAUUUGUAUUUUUGAAUGCGAACUAGGAUCAUUGCAUUUUUUCGGUACAAUGCAAUAAAUCAGCUUUAUUCCAGUGUGACGUGGAUGAGCUCAGUCAUCUGCUGAUGUCCGGCACACCUCUCUACUUAGUCUUCGGUGAUAAAUCCAUUAUGAGUAUCCAGACAAACCAUCGGACUUUUAUUGGAUUAUGUGUUAUAUCUUUGGAGGACUUCGCGUAUCUGUUUAAUAACCCUAGGUCAGCUCACCAUGCAAAUGGCAAUUCACAGAUUAAAGGCUGGUAUCCUAUACUCAAUGUGUCAGGGCAUGUUAUUGGUAAUGUCCGCCUACGUGUUUUUUUGAGGCAUGUUCAACCAGAAAAUUCCAACCAGUCUGCAUUGAAUACAACUUAUGUUAGUACGGAUUUAUCAAAGCACUUUCCUUCAAUAAACUGUAAAAACUGUAAUAUGAGUAGUGUUUCACUUUUGCACGAUCACGAAGUCCAAGUAUCCAAACAACAGUCUGAACGUUCAACUCAAACUGAAUACGACACGAAAGAAGUGUUUCGUCCAUCUUCUCCCAGCAUUAAAAUACAUUUGUAUAAUGAACUAAACGAAACUGCAAAAACAACAGAGUAUUAUAUGAAUCGGAACGUGAACAUGUGGCAAAAAGACAAUUUGGAUAUCGCUCCUAUUCAACCGGCUGCCUUAUGUUUCAGUCACACAAACGAAACGGUCAAAUCAUGUCAUUGUGAAGCUGGCUGUAAACGAAUGUGUGAUCGAGGGCCCAGACCACUUUCACAUAUCCUCAGCAGAUCUCAAACAUGUUGUGGUGAUUCAUUCAUUGGACAAAAGGAACAAUUAUCAUCCUCAGUCAGAGAAACUCAGACUAAGCUUUUCACAGCGAGUGCUAAUGAUACAACAUCAUCUUCAAAGGGUGUGAGAUCUCGAUUAUCUACAUGUAGACCACAGUUAAAACUCCAGAAACAUGAAAUGGACAUGAAACAUCUCAGGAAACUUGCUUUGCCAAAACAUGUACCUCCACCACCCGGAAAAAUGGUACCUAAGAAUCGAGGUUGGUUACGUUCAACUCCAGUCUAUCGUGGACCAGCGCAAAGUUCUUUAGUGCCAAAAUUGACGUUGACUCAUUUUUUGCGUGUGCAAAAGAAUAAGUCAUCCAUAGUUCAGUGUGUACCUUCAGCAGAUAAAGAACAGAAAACCUCUCAUAAUAGAACCAUUCAUUCACAACGUCAAAGCCUGUUGGAUGAAAAUGAUAAACCUGUACGUAAAUUGCAUCAGAACGUAGGCAAAGUGGAGGAUAUGAAACAAACUCACCCCAAAAGCUCAGUUCGACAUCCAGAUUUAACGGAUGUGGAUGAAGUUGCAUCUAACUUAUCACCACCAGAGGAUUCUGCAUCAAGUGAUGAGUGCGUGACCAACAGCAGAAGAAGUGAAAAUGAAGGUGAUAUUUAUCAUAUCAGUAACAAUGACGUUUUAACGGUUGACCUUGUCCCAAGUAACUUAAAACAGUCGAAAUUGGCUAACUCUCAGAAUGAAAGUUCAGUGAUAAAAGAGUCAAAAUGUAGCACUAAUGCCUGUGAAGAAUAUAUAACGUCAUCGUCAUCAUCAUCGGCAGAAAAUUUACAAAGCGAAGAUUUUUUGUUAAUGCAACCGAAACAGUCGAAUUUAUCCCCACAAAUUUCAAAAGCAAAUAGUCAUAUUCUGCAGAAGUGUAGAGAACAAACAAGACAAUUAAAUAAAACUGUGGAGAUAAAUCAGUACAAUGAUUAUGAUGGCGAAGCAGACGAUGGUGGUUGUAGCUCAAAAGAUCGUGUUGACAAUUUGAAUGAAAGUUCCAUUGAAAAUUCACAAAUUUCCACGAAUACAACGAAUAAUAGAAAUGUUGGAUAUAAUGACGAUGAUAUCGGUAAUGAAGUUGAUCUCAUUUCGUAUUCAGAUGAUUAUGAGGAUUCGCAAGAUACGGAAACAAUAUCAGCUGAAUUGGGGGAUCUUCUCUCUCCUGAUCUAAUGCAGUCCAAAUAUGAAGAUAAUAGUAAGCAAAAGCUUGAAAGUAUUUCAUUGGACGGUACUACCCGAAUGACAAGUUUUACCAAAGUAACAGCCCCUCUAGACAGUCGUCUAAUUCACGGAGGUUUCGGAGGAACAGCAGAGGAGUUACUUAUUGAUACCAAUGCCAUCCCAACAACAUCUGGUACAGACAAUGUCGAUUUAAAUGAUGAUGAUGAAGUUUCUCAUAAUGUAAUCAGGUUAUCACCCACCACGGUUACUGAGUUUCCACAGAGUAAUUCAAACUUAGUUGAAGACCUUGGUAUAGAAGCUAUGCGUUCACGUAAUCCAAAGGAUUAUAUUCUUGGUGGUACAGUUGCAGCAUGAAACGCGUUUUUUUAAAGAUGAUUUUGUAAAGAUUUUCCCUUAGUGGAACACACACUGAAACUAAACGGUAAACAUCAGUUUGUCCAAUUGGUAGUGAACGUAAACAUUUAUUGCAUCAUAGGUACUGAUUAACUACUGUAAUUUUCAGAUAUUCUCAAUUUCCGGUAUUAUAUUUUCUGUUUUGAUUUCCAUGUAAGUAUAUAUAUAUAUAGUUCCUAAUGUUCAGCAAUGGAAUAGAUUGAUUGUUGAUUUGGUAUUUAUUAAUAUACAGGGACGCGGUUCUAAUUUCAAGCUGGUGUCGUGAAGAAGCAUAGGCUUCUGAUUUCAAUGUAGAGAUAUGAUGUGACUGAAAGUAUUUGGAUUAGUAUUUGUUCAAGUCAAUUUCGAUUUCCCCCUUGACUGAUUGUUACCAAACGUUCGGCAUCUGUUGACAUAUCAGCUUCUAAUACGGGCACUUCAACAAUGUCUGAGGAUUAACUUGAACUAAUUUGGUGGAUGGGUACUGGAUGUUAGUCUCGGUGAGGGGACCAUCACUCACAGGUACGCAGGUACAUACACUGACGAGUCCCAAAGAGGGUGAAAUUUUCAUCUUAGAUUCCACUGUUAGUCACCACCCACCAAAUUAUUUUGAUUGGUCUUCAUGAUGAAUCACGUGAAUAUGUGCCGAAAUCUGAGAGAACAAAUCGUUGAAAUUGUUAUUGUGCUGCAUGCUGCUGAAAUUGCAAUAAACUCAAGUGAAUAUCUUCUUACAGACCAUCAAUAUGACAUUCAGUUUGGUGCAACUGUUGACGUUUUGGUUGUUCGUUAAAAAGCCGAAAUUCCAGUACGAAAUUCUUGAUGGUUAUUCUCUAACUAGAUACU